UAUCAUCCCUCUCUUUUCCUCCCUUUUCACACACACAACUUCUCUCUUCUCCAAACGGGAACUUAAUUUUCGAAUCCUCAAAUCUGCAUCUAAAAACCCCUCUUUUCUUUACAAUGUUAGGAACCCUAACCAUCCCCGCCAGAAAUUCCCUCUGUUACUCGCCGGAGAUUAACCGAUUUUCUUCCGUCAGGUCUCCGCCUAGUACCCCUACAACGGCACGGAGAUUUACCAAUCGGAGAUGCACGGUUUCCUCCGUUUGCGCAUCACCCGAGGUCGAUUCGGUCACUGCCACGGAGACGCGGAGGCCGGGGAGCCUGUACGAGGUGCUCCGGGUAAAGCGUACGGCGUCGCCGACGGAGAUCAAGACAGCGUACCGGAGCCUGGCCAAGAUGUACCACCCGGAUGCGGUGCGAUCUGACGGCCAGGAUUUCAUGGAGAUCCACAACGCAUAUGCCACGCUGUCCGAUCCGGCGGCCAGGGCGCUCUACGAUCUCUCCUUGGGUGCCCAGUUCCAGAGGCGACCCUUCGAGUUCUCCGCCGCUCGUAACCGGUCCGGAUUUUACCCGACCCGGAGAUGGGAAACCGAUCAGUGCUGGUAGGAGCGAGAAUAGGACCUCCCACUGAAAUAUUUUUCUUUUCUCUAAUUUCCUCUUGUAUUUUUUUGGGAUUUUGGGAAAAAUGUAAACCUGUCACUGUGAUGUGGCAAUAGUAGAGCAACUCUGUAAAUUGUAGCGCUAGGUCUUUUUUUUUUUUUUUGGUUAGAAGAAAAUGAGUAAAACAAAAAUAUAUUUAUAUAUUUAUAUGUGUUUUUGAUAUUUUGGAAA
Molecule: messenger RNA, 824 nt
Organism: Corylus avellana
Lineage: Eukaryota; Viridiplantae; Streptophyta; Magnoliopsida; Fagales; Betulaceae
Product: Chaperone DnaJ-domain superfamily protein
Source: RefSeq, a predicted model, not a curated record